This is a messenger RNA of Nicotiana tabacum (common tobacco), 2925 nucleotides long. RefSeq lists its product as uncharacterized. Gene Ontology annotation, molecular function: transposase activity; zinc ion binding; DNA binding. Gene Ontology annotation, biological process: DNA transposition. NCBI's taxonomy places the organism in Eukaryota, Viridiplantae, Streptophyta, Magnoliopsida, Solanales, Solanaceae. The record is from RefSeq and is a predicted model, not a curated record.
CCCCUCCUCAACAAAGUACGACUGACUCCUCCUCUCUAAAUUAGGGUUCCCCCAAUUCUUGCUGCUCCCCGUAAAUCAUAUGGUUGUUAUUUGCUAUUUCUCUUCCAAGAUUCAAGUUGAAGAUCAAAUAUAAAAUCCUAUCUUUGUUCAAGCCUAUGAUGUGGAUUUGCUGUCUUAUAUAGACAUUUGUUCAGAAUACGUUGAAAAAUGUGGGUUUAAGAAGGUGGAGCAACUUCUGAUAACAGGGCCUUCGAGUAGAUACUUUCUAGUUGAAGGUGAUUCAGGAAUCAGAACACUACAACAACUCUUUUCUGACAAGUUUAGUGUGCUUCAAUUCUUUGCUAUUGAUGAGGGUGAAGAACAUGUGCCAGCUCCUAGCAUAAGUCACCAUAAUAAACCUUAUAGUGUCACAGUAGAUGUUGGCACCGAUUGUGAGUCAAGUGAGGAAGAGGAAGCAUAUGAACUUGACUCUAGUGAUUAUGAUAGUAAUCAAUUGGAUCUCUUUAGUAAGGAAAGGACUAAAGAAGUUAAUGACAAACUCGACAACUAUAAAGAGUUGAAAGAGGGUAUGAGUUUUAAAGAUUUGGAUGAAGCUAAAAGAAUUGUGGGGUUUUAUGCAAUUGCUAAUAAAAAGGGCCUUAAAGUUUUUAAGAGUGACACCAGCAGAGUUAGUUAUAAAUGUGAUGUUGGUUGUCCUUUUAGGUGCUUGAUAUCUAAGGAAAAUAAAGAUCAAGGAUUUAAAAUUAAGAUUUUGAAAACAAGACACAAUUGUCAGCCAGCAUACAAGAAUAGAAGAGCUACUCCUCAAGCUUUAGCGCACUAUUUCAAGAACAAAGUCCAAAAUAAUCCUAAAUAUAAAGUGAAAGACAUGAGGGUGGACCUAGAGGAUCAAUUCAAUAUGAAUGUUAACUAUUCAAAGAUGAAGAGGGUAAAGAGGCUUGUGCUAGAGAAAUUGGAGGGUAGCUUCAUUGAUGAUUACAAUAGGUUAGAGGCAUAUGCUCAAGAGUUGAGGGAUAGUAACCCUGGUUCUGAUGUGGUGAUAAACAUAUCUAAAGAUGCUUUGGCAGAAGGAAAAAGAAGGUUCCUUAGAAUGUAUAUUUGCUUCCAAGCUUUGAAAACAGGCUGGAAAGCAGGUUUGAGACCUCUUAUAGGCCUAGAUGGCACAUUUCUAAAAGGGAAGUGAGGGAAUUCUACUGGUGGCCAUGGCACAAGAUUCAGUGAAAUAUUUUUAUCCUCUUGCAUGGGCAGUAGUUGAUAAAGAAACUGGUAGAACCUGGAAGUGGUUUAUGGAGUUACUGAGAAAUUCCUUGGAGCUUGAAGAUGGUGAAGGAGUGACAUUUAUGUCAGAUAUGCAAAAGGGGCUUUUGGAGGCUGUUUCUACUGUCCUUCCAAAAGCAAACCACAGAUGGUGUGCUAGGCACAUUGAAGCUAAUUGGAGCAAAAAUUGGAGGGGUAUAGAGAUGAAAAAGUUAAUAUGGUGGUGUGCUUGGAGUACCUAUGAAGAAGAGUUCAAGGAUCAACUGAAGACUCUGGGUGCUGUUCAUGAAGAUGCUGCUAGGGAACUAAUACACUACCCUCCUCAAUAUUGGUGUAGGGCUUAUUUUGAUACUAAAUGCAAGAAUCAUAUGGUUGAUAAUAACUUUACAGAAUCAUUCAAUAAAUGGAUUCUUGAAGCUAGAAAUAAACCUAUAAUUAAGAUGUUAGAAGACAUUAGAUUAAAGGUAAUGAAUUUGUUGAAUAACCGUGAGGAGGAAUGUAGGAAUUGGAAGGAAGAAAUUAGCCCAUAUGCCAUAGAGCUUUACAAUGAUUACAGAGUGAUUGCAAUAGAGUGCAAAGUUGUCUUUAAUGGAGAUUACGGAUAUGAAGUGGUUGAGGGUAAAGAUAAGUAUAUAGUGAACCUUGAAUUAAAGAAGUGUACUUGCAGGGCCUGGAAUUUGACAGGAAUACCAUGUCCUCAUGCCAUCAAAGCUUUAAUGCACGACAAACAAGAUCCAUUAAGCGAGGUGCAUUGGUGGUAUUCAAAGGAAGCUUAUAUGUUGGCAUAUAUGCACAAGUUACAACCUGUGAAAGGUGAGAAAUUUUGGAAAAUUGAGCCAGAACAUGCAAUGGAGCCACCAUAAGUACAUAAAACGGUGGGUAGACCAAAGGUAAAGAGAAAAAGAGAAAAGGAUGAGGCCAGGAAGAGGGAGGGGGUCUGGUCAGCUUCAAGAAAGGGACUUAUAAUGACAUGUGGGUUCUGUGGUACAACAGGUCACAACAGAAGAAAAUGCCCUUUGGCUAAUGGUGAAGGAACUUCCCAAACAGUACAAGAUGUGCCCUUGACGGCACCCCAAGACAGUCAAAAUUCAGAAUUUGCCUUCAUGCCGCCUCCGGGUGUGAAAAUGACCUCUCCUGAACAUUCCAGUCAAUUUGCUGGACUUCAAAAUACAGUUCAACAAUCUGUUGCACCUUCAAUACUAGCUGAUGAUGAAUAUGAAGGUGGAUAUUAAGAUGAAGACGAAGAACCAGAUGUGAUGCCUAAGGUGAUAUUUGAAGCUAUGACUAGGCUUCAACAAAGAAAGUUGCAUCAAGAACCUAUUGGUACCAGGAAGAUUGCCUUCAAAGGAGAUAUAGAUGGUGUCAAUGUGCCUAUUGAUCUGCCUUAUUCACCAAAGAAGCUCACAUGGAAAGGAAAAUCGGCUAUGUCCUCAAGCCAGUUGGUAGCAGAAAAGGAAAAAAAAUUGGAAAACCGAAGACUAAAAAGGCCAAGUAUUAAGUAGUAUGUUCAGUUUAAUGACUUUUGUAUAAACUUUUGUGUAAUGACUGUGAAUCAGUUGAUUCGAUUGUUGAUUCAGACUUAGUGUGAGUUUCAUGACUCUAUUUUAAACGUACUGUUGCAGCAAAGUUGCUUUAAGAAAUGCUCUCCAGUUUCAGUUAAUUUUGUUU